AUGGACGACGUCCUGCUGGCACUCCCUCUCAUCGCAAUUCUCGCCCAAUACCUCGUCGUGGCCUCUCGGGCCAUCACCAAACCAAGUACGAGCUUCAACUUUAGCGCGCAAUCCGAUACGGACUGCGUGUACAAGUUCCGAUUUACCAAGCAGCAGAUCGUCGAGCUCGUGCGCUCGCUGUAUUUGCCCGACGGAAUCAUCACGACGCACCGCUACAAAGCCGAUCCGUUGGAGGCGAUCUGUAUCAUGCUCAGCCGGCUCGCGUUGCCGCAUCGGCUUGGCUCCAUGGUCGAGACGUUUGGACGCAGCAGCGAGGCCUCGUCCGCGAUCAGCAACCACGUAAUGAUGCACGUGUACGAACGACUUCUUCCAUCACUUGCUCGAGUGGGACAAAGCUCGACUUGA
Molecule: messenger RNA, 405 nt
Organism: Saprolegnia diclina VS20
Lineage: Eukaryota; Oomycota; Saprolegniomycetes; Saprolegniales; Saprolegniaceae
Exons: 1
Coding region: 1-405 (134 amino acids)
Source: RefSeq, a predicted model, not a curated record